Messenger RNA from Phaeodactylum tricornutum CCAP 1055/1, 277 nucleotides. RefSeq lists its product with no specific name. Lineage: Eukaryota; Bacillariophyta; Bacillariophyceae; Surirellales; Neidiaceae. The record is from RefSeq and is a predicted model, not a curated record. The transcript has 2 exons. The annotation marks the transcript as partial.
UGUCUAUGGAACCAUCCUCUAUUUGGCAAAGUACCAGUGUACGACGGCUUUUCAUACCUUCUUUCCUACUACUGCAAAGGCUUGCAAAGGGUAUCAUUUCUGGUGUGCAAUAGGUACGCCAUUACCGAUAUUCGACAGACUGAUGAGAGACGCACUUCGUCGCAUCUGCUCAGGUAAGGAGCAAGCGAUAAUUUCUCCUAUUCACGAAGUUUCUGAAGUAGCGCUUGGUUUUCGCUGUGUAUUUGGCCAUUUAAUUUAAAAACCCGAAUAUACUGUU